GAAAACUGUGAUGAAUCUCAGCUGGGCCACACUUUGGAAGGUAACAGUGUGGUUAGAAUGAAAACAAAACAGACAGAAAUCAGAUGAGUUUGGGUACAAAUCAUUAGUACUAAGAACAGAACACAAAGUGUGAUUAAGUAAAGGGAAAGUUAAAAAUGUCAUUUUUUGUCUGAUGAAGAGACUACUUGAGUCGAUGCAAAUAGGAUGAAGUCCAAUGAAAGGAAUGCGACCUUACUGGCCAUCAAGGAAAACAUUGAGAUGGAAUUAUUUUCAUCAAAUGAAUCCCCUACGGUGAUGAUAACUCAUGAGAUGGAGGAAGAACACUGCUUUUAUCAGAAAUACCUGGAACGACCUCUGGUUUACAGUUGUGAGGAAAACCCACAGCCAGAGGCUCAGAUCCGGCACGACAAGGAAAGAACCGGGCAAUGCUUCCCACCCUCCUCAUUCAUGGAGGACACAGAGAUAGAAAUGGAGGUGUUUUCUCUCCACAAAAGCUCAGAGGGCAGGACUCCGUCUUUAAAUAAAGAAAGCCGAGUCAGAUGGAAGAGUUUGACUCCACAGAAGACGGGGCUCGUGGUCAAAGAUGUGCUCUGUUUAUCAAGAGGUCACUACAAUGAUGAAAUCAUAAGCAAUAUAGCACCACAAGGUAAAGAGCGAGAAGCUCUCUCCGCCAUGGGAAUGAUUGCUCGGAUCACCAUAGACUGUGAGUGGUCACCCAAUCAGUUGGAGAGUCGGCUGGUGGCACUAUUCAGAGAACGAGUUGCCAAACAGACCGGACAAAAGUUUUCUUUCACUUAUUUACAGUGCAUACAGGGCUGUCGGGUUCUGUUUGUACCACGCACCCCUGCAGAAGGAUGGACCGGGAUGGAGGUGCUCAGGAUCUCAGGGAACGGUGCUCUAUACAUCCUAAGCCACCACGACCACCCGCAAGUGACAGGCGAGACAGCUGUGGUUGACAGGAAACAAUUAUGUCUGGAGGCAAAUACAGAGAAAGACCAAGAUGGAGACAGGAAGAACCAACCAGAUAUUGAUGAUAACUCAGAAAAAGCCCUUGCUCAAGGAUGCAUGGAUGUUAAUAAAGGACCUGACACAUCAUAAUGUGGGGAUGAAUUACUGUUCCAAUUGUUAAUAAUGCCAAGAAGAUGGGGGGACGGAUUAUUAAAAUUCUUUGAAGGAUUCCCGUCUAAAGGGAUGUACUGUAUUUACUUGUCAUGUUAGUGUCAGUGUCAAAAGGAACCAUGCAAAAGUCCUUAGUCUCAAUUAUGAUGAUUCUGCCCUUGAAUUGGUGAUUUUUGUGCUGUUCGCGUACUGUACAUUUUUAAAUCCAAUCUAAUAGAUGAUUGGUUUCAAUCAACAAGCUGAUUUAAAAAGUGUGUGAUUUAUUGAAAUGUUUUAAAUGCAUUCUUUUUUUACUGAAAAGUGUU
Doryrhamphus excisus (bluestripe pipefish) is the source of this 1424-nucleotide messenger RNA. RefSeq lists its product as uncharacterized. Lineage: Eukaryota; Metazoa; Chordata; Actinopteri; Syngnathiformes; Syngnathidae. The record is from RefSeq and is a predicted model, not a curated record.